Molecule: messenger RNA, 916 nt
Organism: Austrofundulus limnaeus
Lineage: Eukaryota; Metazoa; Chordata; Actinopteri; Cyprinodontiformes; Rivulidae
Gene: rpp25l
Product: ribonuclease P/MRP 25 subunit-like
Exons: 2
Coding region: 100-744 (214 amino acids)
Biological process (GO): tRNA 5'-leader removal
Cellular component (GO): ribonuclease MRP complex
Molecular function (GO): RNA binding
Source: RefSeq, a predicted model, not a curated record
AGCAGAACUACAGCAGUCGCGUCAGUUUACGGCAGCUGCGGCCGCUUUACGGCAGAGAUCUGACGCUGCGGACGUAAACAUGUGGAGGUCUCAGUAAAGAUGGAGAACUACAGCAGAGCUCGGGUCGUGGAGCAGCCGUCCGUCUGUCCCUUCUCUGUCUCCUCCGACACACCGGAGCUUCGGGUCAAACAUGGCAGUAAGAUCAGGAACCUGCUGCGCUUCGCUCUGAGCCGCAUGGACGCAGACCCCCGACCAGCCGAGGAGGGGGAGGGGGCACAGCCUGAGGGGGGCAGUCAGCAGGGACAGCAGGAAGCCCCGGGCCGGCCCCCCUGCACACAGAUGGUCUUCACCUCCACGGGGAAGGGCGUUUCCAAAGCCAUCACGUGUGCUGAGAUGGUGAAGCGGCGGGUGAAGGGGCUCCACCAGCUCACCAGGCUGACCUACAGCACCGUGCUGGAGGUGUGGGAGCCCCGGGAGCCCACCGCCGGCCUCGACAGCCUCACCGUCAGCAGGAACCUGCCCACCGUCUGGAUCCUCCUCUCCAGGGAGCCUCUGGACCACAGCCAGCCGGGCUACCAGGCGCCCGGACGCUACGACGCCCUGUGGGCUCAGGCCGCCGUCAGGGAGGAGGGAGGAGGGCGGGCCGGACCCCGGAGGAAGAGAGGAGGAGGAGGAGGGAGCCGGGGGAAGGGACCGGGCCGACAGCCUGGACGCUCCAGAGACUCAACUAAAGGACAGACUUAGAGGACAGGACAGCACCUUCACCACACACAAAUAUUUAAGUUGUUUUUGUUGCUGCUUCCUGUCAGCAGGCUCCAGGGUGUCAUGUUUCAGUGAUCAGGACUGAGUGCAGCUCACUGACAGAAACACAAAGUGUCUCAUCAAAUAAAAUCUGUUUUCUCUGCUCUGAACACCA